Molecule: messenger RNA, 2485 nt
Organism: Saccostrea cuccullata (small rock oyster)
Lineage: Eukaryota; Metazoa; Mollusca; Bivalvia; Ostreida; Ostreidae
Product: DCN1-like protein 3
Exons: 2
Coding region: 208-1083 (291 amino acids)
Biological process (GO): protein neddylation
Cellular component (GO): ubiquitin ligase complex
Molecular function (GO): ubiquitin-like protein binding; ubiquitin conjugating enzyme binding; cullin family protein binding
Source: RefSeq, a predicted model, not a curated record
AUGACGUCACGGGCACUAACAGGAAGUCGUCUAAAUCGCCUUCGACAUGGAUCAACAGAAUCCAACACGGUAACUGAUGUCGAGAAGUGGAAAUUAGAAUCUUCUCUGGAGCAGAGGGUCGCACCAGACACCAAGGGAUGCCUUUCUGGACGAGGGAGGAUAGUUUAGAACGGUCUCCGAGAAUAAGUGCUGACUUUGGUUGCUCCAAUGGGCAAGUGUCAAUCUUGCUGUGAGGCCAAAGGACCGACAUCCGGUUCUCGGUACCACACCCCCUCAGAUUACCGAGCCAGAGGCGGCCCUCGGAGUGUCAGCAAAGAACUAGAGACUACCAGCAUCACCGUUCCCGUGAUGGCGUCAUCGCGAUCGGUGCCCAUGACGUCUGAUCGGAAAAUGUUCACACCUUAUCCCAAACUGCCUCCGAUUAAGAAACCCAGUAAUGGAGAAAGCAAACGCUUGUCCUUUAUUUCCCGUGAUUUCUCAGAAUCAAAAGUUCACGCUCUUUUUGAACAAUAUAAAGAUGCCGUGGAGGAUGCCAUUUUGGCGGAAGGUGUGGAGGCAUUUUGUUGUGAUUUAGAGGUAAAUCCUGAUGACUUUAUUGUUCUGGUGCUAGCCUGGAAAUUUCAAGCAGAAAUGAUGUGUAGGUUUACAAGGGAGGAAUUUCUACAUGGUUGUAAAUCCCUAAAGGUUGAUUCAAUUAAAGGAAUCCAAUCAAAAUUCACAGAGUUGUUGACAGAAGUGCAAAAUAAACAAACUUUUAAGGAUCUUUAUCGAUGGACUUACAAGUUUGGCCUUGACGUAGAAACAGGACAGAGGACUUUACCCAUAGAAAUGGCCAUCAGCCUUUGGAAACUUGUGUUUUCUCAAAAUGAACCUAAACUUCUUAGCCGUUGGCUUGAGUUCUUGGAGGAUCAUCCAAGUAUUCGAGGAAUUCCGAGAGACACGUGGGAUAUGUACUUGAAUUUUACGGAACAGGUUUCUGACGACUUGAGCACAUAUGAUGACACAGAGGCCUGGCCUAGUCUGUUUGAUGAUUUUGUAGAAUAUGAAAAUGAUAGGCAAAAUCAAAAUGUCAAGAUGAUGUAAAACAGAUAACACAGGGUCCCUUUGUCUAUAAAAAAUAUAUUUUGCUCUUUUAUUUUGUUCAUAAAAUGAACAUGUGCUUGUUUAGAUUUUUAGAAUGUGAAAAACUGUACAAUGCCUGAUUUUUUUCAAUUUUUUUUUGUCAUUAUAAGCAGAUGUUUUGAAAAACAUUAAUGUCCAUGACAUUUUAUCACAGAAAAAGAGUGAUUAUAGUGUAGUUUGGUCAUGGAACAUGUUGAAUACCCUAAAAGUGCAUGGAAAACUUGAUUCACAGUUCAAGUUGGUACACAUAUUUUUUCUGAUGAUAGUACUAGAUUUGAUUUUGCACCAUUGAUAGCCAUUAAAUCACAAUUCAAGCCUCACCAUCAUUUUAUAAUAGUUCACUUACUCUGACAAACUUGUUGAACCUAGCUAUUUUCUGUAACUAGAUUUGACUGCAGCAUCCCUGGCAUUUUUGCUUGGCAUUGAAGUUUGUUGUUUGUAUUCACCACUCAUUCAAUUUAUGUACUUGUUAUUUUUUGUAGUUUUUUUGUACUGCCAUGUUAAAGAACAUUACAUACAUGUAUGUAACAUAUACAUGUACAGGCAUAUAAGUUUUUACAGUGUAUAUGAGAAAACUGACCUUUUGACGACAUUGAAUCUCAUAAUGUUCCAAGGUGCAUCCCCCCUUCCCUGUCUUCACUUACAUCUGUCUACAUUUUUUGGGUUUAAAAUCAACAUGUACUAGGUUUAUGAAAUUCGAUUAACAGAAACUAAAAAAAGAAAAUACCAUGACAUUUUCUGCUGCGUUUGUCAAUAGGUUUAGAUUAGAUUUGCAAUUUUCUCAAAUGCAGCCCCACCCAGAUCAUUAACAGAAUAUUUUUGUUUGUGGGCGAUCGUACAUUGGACUAAUACUCAUGGAUGGAUUUAGAAUGUGUUGCUUAGAUGUGUCAUAAUUUCACUUGUCAUGUGAAAGCAUGUGAUCAGAACAAUGUAUUGAUUAGUUUGUUCAAAGAACUAGAGUAACAGUAUAGAUAGCCUUAAAUAGGGCCAGAGAUCACAGAAUAUUGAAAAAGUUUUCGCGAGACAAACACCCAGUAAUGUGUCAAGAACAGCAGAUUUUUUUUUCGCAUUGUUUGAAGAACAGUUUUAUGGUUGGACGUAAUGGCUGUGUAAAAUCAAUGCCGCUUGUUAAUCUUUGAGGAUAAAUAUUGGUUAUUUUACACUUUGCUGGUAUUUUUCCCUGAUGGUUUUUAGAACUGUUUUGAAAUUAUGCCAGGUUUUUUUCCCCCUCAGACUCUUUGAAGUGUCUUGUACUGACUUAGUCUUGAAUUUCACAACGUUAUUAAAAAUGUGAGCCAUUGAUUACAAAUUUCGGAGAAAAAUUCUGUUUGGAUUCUUAAAGUCAUAUAUGGCAUAUUUUUUU